UUGAGUGCGGACUAGGGAGGCAAUUUAUGAUAUGUAGUGCGUGAGAACAAUGUGAUGGCGCAGGUCGGGGCCCGGGGGUCGGACUCAUAGGGUCGAUCGGAUACCCUGGGUCCUACUAGGGAUCGAUAUGGAGUCUUCGGUCAGGAAUGCCAACGGUCAUCGGUUUGCAAAUAGCUCAAUAAUGCUAUACUACAUAACAUUGGCAGAAUGGACCAGUACAUUCCCCCACUCUUAUUUUGUCCUGAUCUUCAAAGCUAUUAUGUCUGAGGAGUCCGCAAGCAAAUCAAAGGACACCGCAUUUGUUCCUGAAGCCUUACCUUGGAAAUCGAGAGCAGCUGUUCCAGCCGACCAGGAAGCCCUGCAGCAUGAAGAAGUUUCUGAGAAGCCUGUAACGCACAUUGCUGGAACACCAGAUGGAGGAUUGACCGCGUGGCUGGUCAUUGUUGCUGUCAACUUGACUUUAUUCUCUACGUUCGGUAUAGCUAAUACAUGGGGGGUCUUUCAAGCGUAUUACGAGGAAAAUCUACUACGUCAGACUUCUCCUUCAAACAUAGCAUGGAUCGGUUCUGCGCAGUACGCGCUCAUAUACUUACCAGCACUUGCGACAGGACGAAUGUUUGACCAAGGAUACUUCAGAAUACCCUUCUUGGCCGCUAGCUGUGUUAUCGUCACAUCCGUCUUCCUAACUGCGGAAUGCACUCAAUUUUGGCAGUUCUUUCUUGUACAAGGUUUCAGUCUGGGAGUCUGCUGCGGUAUCAUAGUUGGACCGGCACUUGUUGUCAUCUCGCAUUGGUUCGACAGGAAACGUGGUCUCGCUAUGUCAUUCGCCGCCAUUGGCGCUUCGUCUGGCAGUACUGUGUUUCCUGCAGCAGCACAGAAAUUAAUUCCAUCAAUUGGAUUUCAAUGGACAAUGCGUGUAUUUGGAUUCAUUCUACUUGCUACACUUGGGAUGGCCAAUAUAUUACUGAAACGACGUCUUCCACCCGUCAAUGUUAGUGGGGGACUCUUUAAUAUUAAAGCAUUUCGCAACACAGCAUAUACCAUUUAUUGCAUUUCAGGAAUGCUGGGAUUUUUAGGACUCUACACAGAGCUAACAUAUAUCUCUGUGAGUGCCAUAGCAAUUGGCGUCUCCAAAAACUUUGCAUUCUAUAUAAUCGCGAUUGCCAAUGGAGCAUCUACAUUUGGACGUCUGUCAUCUGGACUAAUGGCAGAUAAAAUUGGCGUACUCAAUACUAUGGCGGUUUUUACCGCGAUGGCAGGCAUCACGACAUUUGCUUGGCCAUUUGCUACAAAUGAAUCCCAGGUUAUUGCAAUAGCCGCCAUCUACGGAUUCUCCUCGGGAGGAUUCCUAGCUCUCUUCGCUUUAGCUGCCGUGGCAUUGGGAGAUAUAGAGGAUGCGGGCCGCCGAGUGGGGAUGUUCAUGUCCCUUGCUGCUUUUGGAGCCAUUGCAGGUCCUCCGAUAUCAGGGGCCAUCAGUACCGCAUCAGGGGGGUUUGUUGACGCGGGUUUCUAUGCAGGUGGCAACAUCAUGUGUUCUGCUGGAUUGCUACUUCUGGCACGAUGUCUCCAUCUCAAGCGCCUAUGGGGUAAGUAUUGAAUUAUUCAUUCGGUGAAUGGCACAACACUCGGCUCCGAGGCCCACCGAACCAAGGGAAAGCAAACGAAGAAGAGAUGAGACGCGUAAUAUAUCAUAGAUGAUACAAAGACUAUGGCUUCCUAAAUAUCAUAAGGACUGAUAUCGAUAUAUUUGGAUUAGGUCAACUCAAGAAGACAA
This is a messenger RNA of Suillus plorans, 1774 nucleotides long. Its product is annotated as major facilitator superfamily domain-containing protein. Gene Ontology annotation, cellular component: fungal-type vacuole membrane. Gene Ontology annotation, biological process: transmembrane transport. Lineage: Eukaryota; Fungi; Basidiomycota; Agaricomycetes; Boletales; Suillaceae. The coding region runs from base 128 to 1597 and encodes 489 amino acids. The record is from RefSeq and is a predicted model, not a curated record. Gene Ontology annotation, molecular function: transmembrane transporter activity. The transcript is spliced from 13 exons.